Messenger RNA from Sphaeramia orbicularis (orbiculate cardinalfish), 5931 nucleotides. RefSeq names its product patatin-like phospholipase domain containing 6 (gene pnpla6). Lineage: Eukaryota; Metazoa; Chordata; Actinopteri; Kurtiformes; Apogonidae. Gene Ontology annotation, molecular function: phosphatidylcholine lysophospholipase A1 activity. The record is from RefSeq and is a predicted model, not a curated record. Gene Ontology annotation, biological process: phosphatidylcholine metabolic process. The transcript has 36 exons. Bases 128 to 4150 code for a protein of 1340 amino acids. Gene Ontology annotation, cellular component: endoplasmic reticulum.
CGAAAUGGGAAGAACGUCAUGAAAGAUAAUUCCCGUUUUAUCUUGCAUGACAGUCAACGGCGAUUGACGGUAGUCCAUCAGCCCAGUGGCCGUUGAUGGACCAUCCCUAUGAAGACACAGGGUUACAAUGGGACAGAGUACCUCGGAACAAGAGGUCCAAGGAGGCACGCCCGAGGACGGGUUUGAUAACAUCAAGAAUAUUGUGGAGGAGGAGCUACAGACGAGCAUGAUGGUGGGGAUGGUGAUUGGUGCGGGCAUUGCCAUAGUUCUCAUCGCCAUUCUCAUCUUCUUUGUCCUGCGGAGGAUUCAGCUUCGAAACUUAGAAGCCCAAGAGGCACCCAAAUAUCGAUUCCGCAAGAGGGACAAAGUCAUGUUCUAUGGGCGCAAGAUUAUGCGUAAAGUCUCCCAGUCUACCUCGUCCCUGGUGGGCACAUCCUCCUCUUCUCGACCACGCCUGAAGAAGAAGCAGAAGAUGCUCAACAUUGCCAAAAAGAUCCUGCGCUUUAAGAAGGAGGUCCCCACCCUGCAGGCUAAGGAGCCCCCUCCCUCAGUACUGGAGGCAGACCUCACAGAGUUUGAUGUGGCCAAUUCCCACCUCCCCUCUGAGGUGCUCUACAUGUUAAAAAAUGUCCGUGUACUGGGUCACUUUGAGAAGCCUCUGUUCCUGGAGUUGUGUAAACACAUGGUGUUUCUGCAGUUCCAACAAGGGGAGUAUGUCUUCAGGCCAGGCCAGCCUGACAGCAGUAUCUAUGUCGUUCAGGAUGGGAAGCUAGAAUUGUGCCUUACUGGAACGGAUGGCAAAGAAAGUGUGGUGAAGGAGGUGUAUGCAGGAGACAGUGUCCACAGCCUCCUCAGCAUCCUAGAUGUCAUCACUGGCCACCAGAAGCCUUACAGAACGGUGUCAGCACGGGCUGCAGAGGUUUCCACUGUUCUACGUUUACCUGUAGAGGCCUUCCUCUCUAUCUUUGAGAAAUAUCCUGAGAGCCUGGUGCGGGUAGUACAGAUCAUCAUGGUUCGUCUCCAAAGGGUCACAGUCCUGGCCCUGCACAACUAUCUGGGGCUCACCAAUGAGCUUUUCAGCCAUGAAAUGCAGCCCAUGCGUUUGCCACCUCAGUCACCCCACGCAACUCGUACCAGUCCGAUUCGCCAUGGGAAGCGCUUCGGCAGCCUGACAGUACCCGAGGAGCAUCGAGAGGCUGCCAUUAAGGGAGAAGUAACAGGAGAACAAGGGAAAGAUGGAGCAACAGUGCCAACUCUUAGCCGGACCAUCUCCAUGCCGGUGGACAUUGCUGGUAUUCAGAAAAGUCUGAGAUCAGACUUUGACAUGGCAUAUGAAAGGGGACGGAUCUCUGUUUCUGCAGAGGAUGGGAAUACUCCUCCUACCUAUACCCGGGAGCGGAAGGUGACAGUUGAUGAGGUUCCCUCAGGGAUCUACUUGUACCCAGAGGAAGAGCCAGGAGUGGACAAUAUUUUCACACCUGUUUCCAGCCGAUCCAGUGCUGCUCUGUUUGAGGAAGCUCAGAAAGAGAUCCUCAAACUCAUGAGGAUUGAGGACCCAUCCUUGUUAAAUGGGAAAGUAACUCUGCACCAUGCAAAAGCUGGAGCUGUCUUAGCCAGGCAGGGUGACCAGGAUGUGAGUCUGCACUUUGUCUUGUCCGGUUGUCUUCACGUUUACCAACGAAUGAUCAAUAAACAGGAGGCAGUGUGCUUGUUUGUGACCCACCCGGGGGAGAUGGUGGGACAACUUGCUGUACUUACUGGAGAGCCCCUCAUCUUCACCAUUAAGGCCGUCCGAGACUGUACUUACCUUAAGAUCUCCAAGUCGGACUUCUAUGAGAUUAUGAGGGAACAGCCCAGUGUGGUGUUGAGUGCAGCACACACAGUGGCCAUUCGCAUGUCCCCAUUUGUCCGGCAGAUGGACUUUGCUAUAGACUGGAUGGCUGUGGAAGCUGGCAGAGCCCUUUACAGACAGGAUGACCAGUCUGAUUGCACCUACAUUGUUCUGAAUGGACGUUUGCGCUCAGUCAUACGCAAGGCAAAUGGCAAAAAGGAACUAGUUGGGGAGUAUGGUAGAGGAGACCUCAUUGGAGUGGUGGAGGCUUUGACCAAACAGCCCAGAGCCACCACUGUCCACGCUGUCAGAGACACAGAGCUGGUCAAACUGCCCGAGGGAACACUCAAUAACAUCAAAAGACGAUAUCCACAGGUGGUGACAAGGCUGAUCCACUUAUUAGGCCAAAAGAUUUUGGGAAACCUGCAGCAAGGUCGUGGGCCUUUCUCAGGUUCAGCUCUCAGUCUGCCCAGUAUGACGGCCAGUGCUGAUGUCACUAACCCAGCCAGCAACCUCUCCACUGUGGCUGUUCUGCCCGUGUGUGACGACGUGCCAAUCAAUGCAUUUAACCUGGAACUCAGCCAUGCCCUCAGUGCCAUUGGGCCCACACUGCUGUUAACCAGUGACAUUAUCAGAGAGCGACUGGGUGCUUCUGCUUUGGACAGUAUCCAUGAGUACCGUCUGUCCGGCUGGCUGGCCCAGCAGGAGGACAUCAAUCGGAUUGUGCUGUACCAGACUGACAACAGCAUGACCCCGUGGACCCAGCGCUGCAUCCGUCAGGCUGACUGCAUCCUCAUUGUCGGCCUAGGGGACCAGGAACCUACACUGGGAGAGUUGGAGCAGAUGUUGGAGAACACAGCUGUGCGAGCUCUGAAGCAGCUAGUCCUUCUGCACAAAGAGGAUGGGCCGGGUCCCUCCAGGACAGUCGAAUGGCUAAACAUGCGUAGCUGGUGCUCUGGGCAUCUGCACCUCAAGUGUCCCCGUAGAGUGUUCUCCAGGCGAAGCCCCAGCAAACUGAGGGACGUGUAUGAAAAGGUGUUUGAGAAGACAGCAGACAGACACAGUGAUUUCUCUCGGCUGGCCCGAGUCCUGACUGGAAAUAGCAUCGCCCUAGUGCUGGGAGGAGGUGGAGCCAGAGGCUGCUCUCAUGUGGGUGUGAUCAAAGCUAUGGAGGAAGCAGGGAUUCCUAUUGACAUAGUGGGAGGGACAUCAAUUGGCUCAUUCAUUGGUGCACUGUAUGCUGAGGAGAGGAGUGCUGUUCGGACCAAACAGAGAGCCAGAGAGUGGUCCAAGGCAAUGAAUUCAGUUUUUAAAACUGUCUUGGACCUGACUUAUCCCAUCACCUCAAUGUUCUCGGGUUCUGCCUUCAACACCAGCAUCUAUAAAGUUUUCCAGGACAAGCAAGCUGAGGACCUGUGGUUGCCGUAUUUCAACGUCACAACUGACAUCACAGCCUCGGCCAUGCGAGUUCAUCAGGAUGGCUCUCUGUGGCGCUAUGUGCGGGCGAGCAUGACCCUCUCAGGGUACCUGCCGCCUCUCUGUGACCCCAAAGACGGCAACUUGCUAAUGGACGGUGGCUACAUCAACAACCUGCCAGCGGACAUUGCAAGGAACAUGGGUGCCAGAACAGUCAUUGCCAUAGAUGUUGGUAGCCAAGAUGAGACCGACCUCUGUAACUAUGGUGACUGCUUGUCUGGCUGGUGGUUGCUGUGGAAACGGAUCAAUCCGUGGGCAGAAAAAGUAAAGGUACCAGACAUGGCCGAGAUCCAGUCUCGGCUGGCCUAUGUGUCUUGUGUGCGGCAGUUAGAGGUGGUGAAGAAGAGUGCCUACUGUGAGUACAUCAGACCACCCAUCGACCGCUUCAAGACCAUGGACUUCGGCAAGUUUGACGAGAUCUAUGAUGUUGGAUACCAGCAUGGCAAACUGUUGUUUACUGGUUGGGCCCGAGGUGACAUUAUCGAGAACAUGCUGAAGGACCACCGUUCAGCUGACUACAACGACAGCAAGAGAACUGAUACCUGUACAUGUCCAGGGGCUGAUUUCACUGACCUUGCAGAGAUCGUGUCCAGAAUAGAGCCAGUCCAAAGCUACGUGAACACAGAAGCAGAGGAGUCAGACUGUCUGACGGAGUACGAGGAGGAUGGAAUGGACACAGUGAGAGAGGAGGAGGGGGAGGAAGAGGAAGAGGAGGCAGAGGACCCUGAGGACCACUCCCCUGGAGAAUGGGGACAGAAUGGAGUCUUCCAAACUGAUGAGGAGAAAUCUGUGCGUCAACGUAGGAAACUCACCAGUGACACCUCUGAAGUGUCUGACUGCUGACAGAGGGCAAAGAUGUGAAGGACAAACUUCCACUGGAUCAAGAGCCAAAUUAUGGGUCCGUGUUGUCAAGGCGAGGGACUAAGACAUCAGAUCCUGCAGCAUUUCAGCCUCUGAAAUACUGGUUUGUUUCUGGAGGGAAUCACUGUUGAUCCUCUAACCUUCUGAAUUUAAACAUGCAGCAGCUGGUUUCCUCCAUUUUCUCUUUGCUAUUGCAGUGACUUCUCUUCACUGUCAAAAAUCUAAAUACAUCAGAUCUUCAACAGUCUGCUACUUUGACAUGUGACUGACCUGGGAAGAGACCUCUGUUGAAACUCCCAGGUCUGCCCAGUAACCUACAAAAGAAAAAUAAUGGGAAUUUUCAGGAUCACACCCCAUUUCUGGUUAUUCAGGUCCAGAAAGAAGCCAACUGCAUGUCUGGUCUGUCUCUGAAUCUCUGUGUAUGUCAGCAUAGGUCCAUCAUUGCACUCCUUCACUGAUGUAUUCCACUGUCCUUGGAUUUGUCAUGUGUGCUGCGAGUGUGAAUGCAUGGUUUUAUGUUUGAAUGACUGCAGAUCUACAGAGCAGUGAAGCAAAGACAGGAGAAGAUGAAAUGAAACUGAAGGAAUGGGCAUAGAAAUGAAAGUUCAAGUCUAGUUUAGUUAAAAUAUGGAAUAAGGUAGAGAGCAUUGUUGGCAGAGUAGAUAAACACCACAAUAGAUUUUAUGUUCAGUGAACAGACAACCAGUUUUAGAAAAGAGAAACACAUUAGGAGACAUUUAGAAACAAAUAAAUUAAGUAAGACGAUGCAGAAAACAUGUUGAACGCAGAUGGACCAGAGAGUGAACUGUUGUUUAAUUUAUUUCACUUUGUGCACAAUAAAAUAACUGUAAGUAGACUGAACUCAACAGAGGAUGAAGAUGGAGAGAACGUGCCAGUCGUAAAAAUGUGACGAAUGCGACGAUUCGUGUGAGUGGGUGACACUGCCUGUGAGCUUCACAUUUUGUGUUAAAGCUGUUUAGUUCAAAACGAUGACACAUUAAGUCGAUGCCUUUUCAACACGUUCUCAGCAAAUGGCGACGGAGAAGAGUUCAACUGAAACCUCACUCCACGCCCUCACAUAUGUUUUUCACAUGUACCGUACUCAGAAUUUCUGCGUUGAGUUGUUUGAAACAGUGUGAUAAAAAAAAAAAGGAAUAUGCACACACACAAGGCAUUUAUUUCAGCCUGAAAAAUGCUUUCAAAUGUUAAAAAUCUCACUAAAGAACAGAUUAUUGUCUAAGAAUGUCAUUUUUAUGUGUAAAAUACGCAGAAACCCUGAGUAUUCCUUAACUUGAAAUAGAAAGAAAGGCACCUCAUAUAACUAACCAACAGUUAACAUGGACCUCUUAUAGAAAUUGUAACAUGAUUAUAUUAUAAUACACAAAGUGUUGAUAUUCAUAUGUAUAUGAGGUGAACAUUUGUACGCUGACGCUUUGCUGCAAAUCAAGGGAACAAUGAAACAAAAAAAAAGGUUUCUUCUCUUAAAAAUCCAUUUUGUUGAAUGGUUGCCAGAUUUGCUUUUUGUUAUUUAUAAAUGUUAACUACUGGCUUUUUAAAACUUUUUUUUUGUUUUUUUAAUUUUGGGUUGGGGGUUUUAUUUUGAUUAACACGGCUUUAGCUGUUUUGCACUGAAAUAUUGAAUCCUUGCUCAGAAGAUGUUUGGUUUUUAAUUACCAUCCACCUUGCAAUGCCAAGGGAAACUAAAGGAGAAAAAGAAAUUAUAAUUUAAUAUGCAUAUUGGGAAAUAAAUGUAAUAUGCAUCA